Gambusia affinis (western mosquitofish) is the source of this 4757-nucleotide messenger RNA. RefSeq names its product formin-like 1a (gene fmnl1a). Gene Ontology annotation, molecular function: actin filament binding; small GTPase binding. The coding region runs from base 393 to 3752 and encodes 1119 amino acids. NCBI's taxonomy places the organism in Eukaryota, Metazoa, Chordata, Actinopteri, Cyprinodontiformes, Poeciliidae. Gene Ontology annotation, cellular component: cytosol. The record is from RefSeq and is a predicted model, not a curated record. The transcript has 25 exons. Gene Ontology annotation, biological process: cortical actin cytoskeleton organization; cell migration; regulation of cell shape.
CCCUCUCCUUCCUCUCACACACAGGCCUCUGAGUUUUACUUUGCAGAGAAGUUUUCAAACAGUGCAGAUAGUCGGUGAGACACAGGCUAGGUUUUAUUUCUCAGUUCUGUCAGGACCUGACUGGGUUUUUUAUCUUGUAUCUAGAGAUGUUAAUCAGGGAGCAAACCCAAACAUGAGGAUAACUCAACUUUUUUCUUCACUUCUGGUGUCAUCUGGACAAGGAAGAUUUUAGUGAGCCAGAGACUUAAUGUUCAUCACCUUGAAGGCCCAGGACUCUCUUACUUGUCAUUCGGAGUAAUCACCUUCCGCUACUCUGCUGUGGAAUAGUCUGAUUUUUUAAGUGAAUUGGUUUGUGUACAGCUUUCCUCCUGGAUUACUUGUGGAGAUUAGUGAUGGGGAAUGCGGCCGCAGGGGGCUUGGAGCUAGAGGCGGCUGAGGGCAGAGAGGCCAGGAACUCAGUUUCGGCGAUGAGCGACCCCACACUGUCUUUGCAGAAGAAGCAAUCUCCUUCACCAAAACUUCCAAUGCCCCCAGAAGAGGAGCUGGAGGAGCGCUUCAAUGUGGUGCUGAGCUACAUGAAUUUGCCUCCUGACAAACUUAAGCUGUUGAGUCAAUACGACAACGACAAGAAAUGGGAAUUAGUCUGCGAUCAGGAGCGCUUCCAAGUGAAGAGCCCCCCCUCCACUUACUUGUCCAAGAUAAAGAGCUUCUACCAAGAUCAAGGAGGGGUGUCCCGCAGGUCGAAGAAAAAAAUUCAAGAUGCCACCCAGGUCCUUAAAGCCUUGGAGAUAUCCCUUCGUACUAAUCACAUUGGGUGGGCUCAGGAAUUUCUUAAUGAGCAGAACAAAGGUUUGGAUGUCCUGGUGGAAUACCUGUCCCAUGCUCAAAGUGAUACUUCAUUUGAUUUGGAGACCGUGGAAAACGGUGGCACCCUGUCAGACAGACAAAAACCAGCAGAGCGGUCAAUGGAAGAUUUGACCAAGAACUCUAGCGGGGGUCACUCGCAUGGCAUGAGCAGAGCUGCACGGGCCCUAACUGUAAGAAUAAGCUCUACUCUGGCAAACAGGAUGCAUAAGAAGUCACAUUUAUCCCAGCGGAGAGAUGAUAUACAUGUGUGCAUUAUGUGCUUAAGGGCCAUCAUGAACUACCAGUCUGGUUUUAACCUUGUGAUGACUCACCCACGCUGUGUGAAUGAGAUCACGCUCAGCCUCAACAGCAAAAAUCCCAGGACCAAAGCUCUAGUCUUGGAGUUGCUGGCUGCCGUUUGUCUUGUCAGAGGAGGGCACGACAUCAUUCUCUCCGCUUUUGACAAUUUUAAGGAGGUGAGCAAAGAGAGGAACCGCUUUGAGAAGCUGAUGGAGUAUUUCAUCAAUGAUGACAACAACAUUGACUUUAUGGUGGCCUGCAUGCAGUUCAUAAACAUUGUGGUCCAUUCAGUGGAGAACAUGAACUUCCGAGUUCAUCUACAGUACGAGUUCACACAUCUUGGAUUAGACAAAUAUCUGGAGAGUCUGAAACAGACUGAAAGCGAGAAGCUGAAAGUCCAGAUUCAGGCCUACUUGGACAACGUGUUAGAUGUUGGCGCUCUGCUGGAGGAUGCCGAGAACAGAGGAGGGGUACUGGAGCAUGUGGAUGAACUGCAGAAUCACAACAUUCAGCUGAACUCCCAGCUUGAGGAGCUGGAGACUCAGACCACAGACAGGAUAUCUGAACUGGAGACUCAGCUUAUCCAGGCCACAAAGGAAGCUGAGCUGCUUAAAGAAAGCCUCCGUGAGUCGUGUUCCCAGGUCAGCUCUUUGCAGCAGAGAGAGCGAGAGCGGGAGCUGGACAGGGAGCGGGAGCGGGACAGGGAGCGUCGGGGCUCCUCUGUCGGUCAGUCACACUCUGAGCUGGAGCAGAAGAUCCAGGAGCUGCAGCACAAGGGGGUGAUCAAACUCGGACGCACUCCGUCAGGAGGCCUCGACAUCCAGGUUGUGCCUGUGAAAGUUGUUGAGUAUGUCCAAAGCCCGGCUUCAUCCACCGAACCAAGCAUCCAAACCUCAGCACCCACCACAGCUGGUGGUCCAGGGGAGACUGCGACUCCUCCUCCCCCACCUCCUCCUCCAUCAGAUGGAAGUUCUGUUGCUCCGCCUCCUCCUCCUCCGCCCCCUCCCCCGCCCGGAGCAGGUCCACCGCCACCUCCUCCACCUCCACCUGGUGUGGGAGCCCCACCACCUCCUCCUCCCCCACCUGGUGCUGGACCCCCUCCUCCUCCUCCCCCACCUGGUGCUGGACCCCCUCCUCCGCCUCCCCCACCCGGUGCUGGACCCCCACCUCCUCCUCCUCCACCUGGUGGUGGACCCCCACCUCCUUCUGGAGCUCCAAAUGCCCAAUCUGGGUUCAAGACUAAGAAGCCGAUUCAGACUAAGUACAGGAUGCCUUUGUUGAACUGGCAGGCUUUAAAACCAAACCAAGUAACUGGCACAGUGUUUAAUGAGCUAGAUGACGAACAGAUCCUAGGGGAGCUGAACAUGGAAAUAUUUGAGGAACAGUUCAAGACAAGGUCACAGGGAAGUUCUGCAGAUCUAUCCAAGGUUAAGAAAAAGAUGGCACAAAAGGCUCCUACCAAGACAUCACUUAUUGAUGCAAACAAGGCUAAGAAUCUAGCCAUCACUCUCCGCAAGGGCGGAAUGGACCCAUCGGCUAUCUGCACAGCCAUAGAGACGUACGACCAGCAAUCUCUGUCCAUAGACUUCCUGGAAUUACUUGAACACUUCAUCCCAUCAGACUUUGAGAUGAAACUUCUUGUAAACUAUGAGAAAGAAGGCCGUCCACUGGAGGAGCUGACUAAGGAAGACCAAUUCAUUCUACGUUUCGGGAAGAUCGCCCGUCUAAACCAGCGAAUAAACACGCUUACCUUCAUGGGCAACUUCCCAGAGAGUGUCAAACGCCUGCAACCGCAACUGAACUCCAUCAUUGCUGCGUCCAUGUCCAUCAAGUCUUCAGAUAAACUGAAAAAGAUCUUAGAAAUUGUUCUUGCCUUUGGUAACUAUAUGAACAGCAGUAAGAGAGGUGCGGCCUACGGUUUCAGACUGCAGAGUCUUGACCUCCUGUUGGAGACUAAGUCCACCGACCGCUCCCAGACGCUACUUCAGUUCAUCACUAAUAUCGUCCUUGAAAAAUACCCAGACCUAGUCAACUUCCACACCGAUCUACACUUUAUAGACAAAGCUGCUCUUGUAUCCCUGGACAGUAUUCUCCAAAAUAUCCGGUCAUUAGAACGAGGAAUGGAGAUGACCAAGAAGGAGUUCCUGGUGCAGGAUGACAGCCCGGUGUUAAAGGAAUUCAUCAAAACAAACAGUGAGCACCUGGAGUCUCUGAUCAAAGACAGCAAGACGGCACAGGAGGCUUAUGCCUCUGUUGUGGAGUAUUUUGGAGAGAAUCCCAAAACCAUGCAGCCUUCCAUGUUUUUCCCGCUGUUUGGGCGUUUCAUAAAGGCUUAUAAGAUAGCACAGCAAGACAUUGAGCUGAAAAAGAAAAUAGAAAAGGAGAGUUCUGAGGAAAAAGAAGCACCAUCUCCAAACAAGCCUGCAGCACAAAAGGGCCCCACGAUGCCGAAGAUGGAUCUGAUAGCAGAGUUAAAGAAGAGGCAGGUGAAAUCUCCGGUACGAGAGGGAAAAGAUGGUGCACUGGAGGAUAUUAUUACAGAUCUGAGGACAGCACCUUACAGACGCUCAGACGGUCGUCGACCAGCUCAGCGCCAAGAAACUUGAGUCAAUUUGGCUUAUUUUAAGUGAUUUUGAUGAAUAUGAAAUAUACACUCAAAUAUACAAGCAACUAUAUCAAGCUUUUAGAAUAUGAUGUAUGUACAAUAUAACAUGAACCGCAUCAGUCAUUUGGCAUUGUGUAUUAACUAUAUUUUGUAGCAUGACUUAGCUAUGUAAAUACAGAAAAUGCAAGAAUUUUACCAAUACGUUCACCAACGUCGAUUCAUCAAGACAAUCUAUCUUUUCUAUGCUCCAUCAAUGUACUUGUAUGCUCUAAAAUUGUAAGACUGUUUAAAAAAUUCAUGAUUUAUUUUUAAAGUAAACAUUUUUGUAACCACUGUAUUUUGUAUUUGUUUUCUUUAUGACCUGAGAAGUGACUCGGGUGUCUUAAAGCAGAAGGAAUAAAGCAAGAUCAGACUGUACAAGAGGGCUGCACUUUAUUGGACACACAAUCACAGCAAAUUAUGUACAAAAGAAGGCAGGUUGAGGCGCCUGCUGUCUUCUCACAAAAAGAAAAAAAAACACACAUUUCUCACAAAAUAUCAUGGCAUCCACACUGAUAAAAUUAUCUCCAGUAUCAGUAGGCAUUUAAAUUUUAUAUAUCUCAUAUAAUUGAUCUAUUUUUUGCAGUUAUUUUUGUUCUUAUGUCACACUACUCUACAAAUGGGAGAACAGUAGAUGAUUUCUCAUGUUGGGGUGCGUUCAAGCCUUCUGAUCCCUGGAUGUUCAACACUCCCAGUCACUAUCGUCAUCACGUAACUUCACAGUAAGACUGAACAUGCCCGUGUCACACAUACUAAAAUAACGUAUCGUUUCUGUUUGUAAACCUCAAACAUAUAUACCCACUUCUUUGACUGUUUCUUAUAACUUUGAAAAAACAUGUACUGUACGUAACUUUUUUUUUUUUUCUAAACUGCACCGUGCGUUUGCUUGAGACUAUACAUGCAUUGUUUUUGUAUAUACCUUUGUAUCCAUCAUCAUAGUUUAUAAUAAAACAUCUUUUGGACAUAA